Messenger RNA from Nematolebias whitei (Rio pearlfish), 2371 nucleotides. RefSeq names its product finTRIM family, member 83 (gene ftr83). The transcript has 7 exons. Lineage: Eukaryota; Metazoa; Chordata; Actinopteri; Cyprinodontiformes; Rivulidae. Gene Ontology annotation, molecular function: protein binding; zinc ion binding. The coding region runs from base 75 to 1793 and encodes 572 amino acids. The record is from RefSeq and is a predicted model, not a curated record.
CCACUGCGCUGACUCAAGUCGGUGUCUGCCGCCUUCUCCUCUACACCAGAAGGAACACCACCAAAGAUUUGUCCAUGUCUUCAGAUCAGGACAGCUGCUACCUGUGUAAGGAAUACCUCAGGGACCCGGUGUCCAUCCCAUGUGGUCACGUCUUCUGCUCCAUCUGCCUGAAGACAUACUGGGACCAUGCUGACCACACCGGCUCCUACCAGUGCCCUGAGUGCAGGGUGACCUACAACAAGAGGCCCACUCCGAGGCGCAUGGGAGGCUCCCGCUAUGUAACCACGCAACGCAGCUCAGAGAUCUUUCCACCGCCACCUCCAUCCCCUGACUACAACUAUGCAGGACCGCAGGAUGUGGGUUGUGACAUAUGCGUCGGCAAGAAGCACAAAGCCAUCAAGACCUGCCUGAUGUGCCUGGCCUCCUACUGCGAGAAGCACCUCAAGCCCCACUACGAGUCGGCCACGUUUAAAAGACACAAGCUGGUGGACGAAAUCGGCCACCUGGACAGGCAGAUCUGCCCGCAGCAUCAGAAAGGUCUGGAGCUGUUCUGCCGCACUGACGAGAUGUGCAUCUGUGUGCUGUGCACGGUGAAGGAGCACAAGGGUCAUGACAUGGUGACGGCAGAGCAGGAGAGAGCCGACGAACAGCAACGACUGGGCGCCACACAGGCUGAGAUCCAGGAGAGGAUUCAUGACCGCCUGAAGCAGAUGGAGGAACUAAAGCAUGCAGUGGACGCACUCAAGAACUCGGCACAGAGAGCGCUGCAGGAUUGCGAGAAGAUGUUCGGUGACAUGAUGCGCUCCAUUGAGAGGAUGCAGCAGGAGAUGACCAAGCUGAUAUCGUCCAACAAGAGAGCAGCACUCAACAACGCAGAGGGCCACAUGGAGCGUCUGACCCAUGAGAUCGCUGACCUGAAGAGGAGAGACAAUGAGAUCACCCAGCUGUCCCGCACCGAGGACCACAUCCACUUCAUCCAGAGCUACCACAUGCUGAUAGCCCAGACAGAAGCUGAGGAGCUGCCGUCAGUUUCCGUCAAUCCCUACUUCAGCUUCGGCCCCGUGACUAAGUCUGUGUCCGAGAUGAAGCAGCACAUGAACGAAUUCAGCAAUGAUGAGCUGGUGAAGGUCGCCAAGACCGUGAACAAGAUGAGCUUCUGUCAGCUGAAUGACCCUAAAAGGAAGAAGUCCAUCAAAAGUGAAGAAGCUGUGAUGUACAAGUCUGUCCCCGUCCAGGAGCCUCAUUACAGAGAAGACUUCCUGAGAUAUGCUUGUCAGCUCACUCUGGACCCAAACACGGCCUACAGACAGCUCUACUUGUCUCGAGGAAACAGAAAAGCCGCCUUAAAGAGGGACGCCCAGUCUUACAGUGACAACGCCGCCCGGUUUGACUCCCUGCCACAAGUCCUGUGUAAGGAGCCUCUCACUGGGGGGUGCUACUACUGGGAGGUAGAAUGGAGUGGGGAGGGGGCGGCCAUUGGAGUCACCUACAAAAGCAUCAAGAGGACGGGCUACGGCGACAACUGCCGCAUUGGCUACAACCGCAAGUCCUGGAGCCUGUUCUGCUCCGACUCCAGCUACUCCGCCCGCCACAACAAGGAGCAGAUCGAUGUCAAAGCGCCUUACUCCUCCCGCAUCGGGGUGUUCCUGGACCACGACGGGGGCGCUCUCUCCUUCUACGCCAUCGGAGAGACCAUGUCUCUCAUCCACCGCUUCAAGGCCUCGUUUAGUGAACCUGUGUAUCCGGGCUUCUGGGUUUGGUAUGAGUCAGCGGUCACCAUCCUGCAGCUGUGAUUCACAUCUGACGAUCACUGUACGAAUGUUUACUGAAAACAGUGCUCUGUACGUGUACAUGCACGUUUUUACAAUAGAUUUGUUUUUUACAUACAAAAAUGUGCUGGUCAGGGAAAAUGUGAUGAAUGUGAAUUUUUUUAAUCAAUGUGGAAAAGGUUCCUGAGGUAGAAGGGGACGGGGCAUUAACAAUUUAUUAACAAAUAAUCAAAGCUGUAUUGAUUGAUAUGUUAUUACCCUUUGAUAUAAUGCCUAUUUUUUUUAUCAGUAGAAAUUAUAAAACAAACUGGUUUCAUUUUGUUUCACAUUUUGUAUAAUAAAAACACUAUUAAUACGUUUUUAAAGCCCAGCUUCUUAUUCACACAAAAAGGCAAACUACAGAUGAUAUUUCCCAUCAGUGAUUAAUUAUAAAAAGUUUAUGUUAAAGCAGGAGUGUUGGUUUUGGAAGAUUUAGCAGAAUAGGCAAACAGAAAGUAAGAGGUUUGGAGUUAAAACGUGUAAUGUCUAAAUAUAUUUGUCAUGUAGUCAAUUCAGGUUUUAUUUAAUUUUAUGUUGUUGUCAAAAUGAAGUUAUUUUGAUAU